AUGGUUCUUUCAAAUGAGAAGUUGCCUAUGAAGUCUUUGAAUCGAUUUAAAUGUGUACACACAUCAUGGGCCAUCUUAUUUAAAAACACUUAUUUUAUGGACAUGUAUCGCAAAAGUUUCAUCUCUAAUAAUUCAUUUUAUGAUGACACAUGUCUACUCUUAAAGCAGACUUUGCUAGAUUUUGAAAAUCAUUCUUUGUUGUAUUUAUUUCCUGAUGAGGGGUUUGACAAUAAGGUCAAAAUUGAUUGGCCGCCUCCAAUUCAAGAGGAUGAUUGUGAUAUUAAUAUUUUGGGUUCUGGAAUUAAUGGCAUUAUUUGUCUCUAUGCCGAAUGCAUUAGUUCGAAAAUUGUAUUAUGGAACCCAGCUAUUCAAGAAUUCAAAGUCAUUCCUUCCAACCAUGUACCACCUUAUGUAAGCAUUGUGGAUCAACUUCAUGGAUUUGGUUAUGAUUAUGUUAGAGACGACUAUAAUGUGAUUCGAUUUGCAGAGUUCUAUGUAGAUCAUAAUUAUUAUUUAAAUCCUCAUUUAAAUAAGGCCUUGUCAAAGGUGGUAUAUGACCCUUCAUGGGAGAUGUAUAGCCUUAAAAGUAAUUUUUGGGAGAAACUUGAUUUGGAUAUGACAAAUCCUUAUCUGAGUUGUCCUGGUGUUCUAGAGCAAGUGUACGUGAAUGGAGUGUGUCAUUGGUUGGGCGGAAAUGAAAGAGAUAUUGAUAGCUUAUAUUUGGUAUCGUUUGAUUUGGGUAAUAAAGUGUUCUUUCUAACACCGGCGCCUUCUAUCGUGGAUGAUGAGAUUAAUAAUGUUGAAUCCGUCAGUACUUAUUUAUUAUUGUUGAAUGAAUCGGUUUCUUUGAUAUCUUAUUAUGCAUGGGAGAAUAAUUUUCACGUAUCAGUUCUUGGUGAAAUUGGUGUGAAAGAAUCAUGGAACAAACUCUUCAUUGUUGGACCACUGCCUUAUAUUGGACGUCCUAUUGGAGUAGGAAAAAAUUGCGAUAUAUUACUUGCAUUAGAAGAUGAAGAACUAGCCAGAUGUGAUUUAAAUACCCGUACAAUACAAAAGCUUGGCAUUAACAGGAUGUUCUUUAGUUGUCAAAUAUUGACUCGAAAAGGUCAAGUUUAUGUGCGGGAUAUUGCGUGUGAAGAAAGUUUUGUUGAACUGAAGAAGUUGAGAACUUCUCUAGUAUUAGUUUUGAAUAAUCCAAGUGAAUUGUUGGUGGUUUAUUGUGAAGCUUCUAAGACGGUACUUGGUUGCGUGCUGAUGCAGAAUUGUCAGGUUGUAGCUUAUGCAUCCAAACAACUGAAGAAAUCAAAGAUUGAACAUCAGAAUCCUUUAGAAAUGUUACAAUCGUUGCAUACUCCUGAGUGGAAAUGGGAUAACAUUUUUAUGGAUUGUGUGUCGGGUUUGCCAAAGACUACUAAAGACAAUCAUUCCAUGCAGAAGUUAGCUGAGAUGUAUAUUGAGGGGAUUGUGAGAUUACAUGGUAUAGUGUCGAUUAUUUUAUCGAAUAGAGAUUUGAGGUAUACGUCGAGGUUUUGGAAAAGUUUUCAAGGUACUUUGGGUACUAAAUUGAGAUUGAGUUAUGCUUAUCAUCUAGAGAUGGACUGUCAAACUGAGAGGAUUAUCAAGUGUCUGGAAGAUUUGCUGAGGAUUUGUGUGUUGGAACAGGGGGUGCUUGGGACAUCCACUUGUAAUUGA
Messenger RNA from Vicia villosa (hairy vetch), 1692 nucleotides. Its product is annotated as F-box/kelch-repeat protein At3g23880-like. Gene Ontology annotation, molecular function: nucleic acid binding. Bases 1 to 1692 code for a protein of 563 amino acids. Lineage: Eukaryota; Viridiplantae; Streptophyta; Magnoliopsida; Fabales; Fabaceae. The transcript is spliced from 4 exons. The record is from RefSeq and is a predicted model, not a curated record.